CCACCACUCUCUUAAACAUUAAUCCAAAUCCAGAAAAACCUUGAAUCUCAAGCUAAAUAGUCUCUUGUUGUGACUUGUGAGACUAAACCAACUCCCCCACCUACAAAGCCAUCAUUUUUAUUCAAGAAAGCAACCAACUUUAUACCCCAAAAACGCCAAGAAAUCCAAAUCCCAUUUCUAUCUGAAUCCCACAUUUUGAUCCCUGAUAUUGUUUCAUGGCCCAAAUGGGUUUUCCGGGUCUGAAUCAAGAUCACUGAUUUCAGAGCAGAACGUGAAGAAAAAUUUAAACAGAUUGCAAUGGAGAGACGGCAGCAACCUCCUCCGACGGAGAUAGAGAUAAAGGUGGUCACUCCACGGCGGGGUGACAACAUGGUCCACCCGGCGGGCCAGUCUCCGGUACCGGCGCCGGCUCCGGCGAGGACCUUCAGCGAAGUCUACAGGCCGUUCAAGAGGUGGAAAUCGUGGCUGGUGCCGUGUUUUGUGGUGGCCAACAUUGUGGUUUUUGUGGUGACCAUGUUUCUGAAUAAUUGCCCCAAGAACUCUGAUAAGUGCAUUGCAAGGUUUCUGGGUCGCUUUUCGUUUCAGCCCUUCAAAGAAAACCCACUUCUGGGUCCAUCUUCAUCCACAUUAGACAAGAUGGGUGCUCUAGAAGUGCAGAAAAUGAUCCAUGGCCACCAUCAGGCAUGGCGGUUGCUCUCCUGUAUGUGGCUACAUGCUGGAGUUUUCCAUAUACUGGCCAAUAUGCUGAGUCUUGUAUUUAUUGGCAUUCGGCUUGAGCAAGAAUUUGGGUUUGUCCGAAUUGGGUUGGUUUAUGUCAUCUCUGGUUUUGGCGGGAGUUUACUCUCAGCUCUUUUUAUUGACGGUGGUAUUUCUGUUGGUGCUUCUGGUGCACUUUUUGGUUUACUUGGAAGCAUGCUUUCAGAGCUUAUAUCAAACUGGACAAUAUAUGCAAACAAGUUAGCGGCAUUGCUUACUCUCAUUUUCAUCAUCAUAAUUAAUUUAGCAGUGGGUAUUCUUCCACAUGUGGACAACUUUGCUCAUAUUGGAGGAUUUGUUUCUGGAUUUCUCCUUGGAUUUGUGUUUCUGAUCCGGCCCCAGUUUAAAUGGGUUAACCAAAGGAAUGCUCCCCCUGGACAUAUUACAACUCCAGUUAGAUCUAAAUAUAAGACCUAUCAGUAUGUAUUGUGGGUUAUCUCCCUGAUACUACUGAUUGUUGGUUUUACUCUUGGCCUAAUUUAUCUCCUAAGAGGAGUCAAUCUGAAUGAGUACUGUUCCUGGUGUCAUUAUUUAAGCUGUGUCCCAACCUCCAAAUGGAAGUGCAAGCCACACCAAAUUGAGUGUCUGACGAACCAGCUCGGAAAUCAACUGAAUGUGACUUGCUCAAGCAAUGGGAAAACCAGCACGUAUUCGUUGGAAGAUAGCAGCCCUUCCCGGAUUCAGCAGCUAUGUACGGAGCUGUGCAGUUGACAUACAUAUACAUACAGAUGCAAGAGAUGAUAGAGUUAAUGCUAAUUGAUGUGAUUCCAUCUUUUAUACCUGUAGAGAAUAAUCAUGUGUGUUCCCCUAGCAAUGGUUUUCUUUUUUAAUAUAUUCUUUUCAUUCUUUUACUCCCUCCCUCCUCUUUUACGUCUCAUAUUCUCAGUUAUGGUCCUCUUGCUGAAACAUGCUGCCCAAUUAGCAAUG
Fragaria vesca subsp. vesca is the source of this 1683-nucleotide messenger RNA. Its product is annotated as inactive rhomboid protein 1-like. Lineage: Eukaryota; Viridiplantae; Streptophyta; Magnoliopsida; Rosales; Rosaceae. Gene Ontology annotation, biological process: proteolysis. Gene Ontology annotation, molecular function: serine-type endopeptidase activity. The record is from RefSeq and is a predicted model, not a curated record. The transcript has 6 exons. Bases 298 to 1467 code for a protein of 389 amino acids. Gene Ontology annotation, cellular component: membrane.